CAGCGCGAGGAGAAGGGCUGGUUGGUGUGGGAGCAAAGAGGGCAGCAGCGCAGACGGGUGCAGGUGACGCCGCCGCCGCAGCAGCAGCAAUCAGGUCAGAGCAGGCGGCGACGGAAGCAGGUCUGGUGGUGGCAGCGGCUGUCGCACGGCGCUACCCGCCCGCCCUGGGGCUGGCUGCGGGGGCGGUGGCGGCGAGGGUGGAUGCGCUGGCGGAGGCGAUGCGGGACACCGGCGUUGGGUUGGCGGAGGUGGGGGUGGCGGGGGCGGUGACGAAGGCAAGGGGCCAGCAGCUGGGCCCACCAGAGAGGCACAGCGUUACCUACACCGCCUCCGCCUCUGCCGCCGCGGGUGAUGACACCUACAUUCGUGCUCGCACCCGCGCCGCUCAGCUGGUGGUGGCGCAGCCGGGGCUGCUGGGUUGCAGCGUCGCGGGGCUGGCGGCCAGGUGGCGAGCACUGGCGGCGGCGGUAACGGCAGCAGAGGCGGAGGAGGAAGAGGAGGAGAGGGAGCAGGUACGGCGACUUGGGCAGCAGCAGCAGUGGCACCGGCUGCGGCGGAGCUCCUCUCCGCUGCUGUCUUGGCGGCUGCAACUGGCGACGGCGCCGCCGGCAGCGGUGGCGAGGUGUCUGGCGGCGUCGGAGGCGCGGCUGCGGCGGCUUACCUACCUGGCGGCUGUCGUACCGCCGCCGCCGCAGCCGGCUCCGACAUCAUCACUGUCGCCGCCGUCAGGGGUUCGCCGGGGCCGGGGACGGCCGAAAAAGUGCACGAGGGUUGAUUCCGGGGCAACACCAUCUGCCAUCGUCAUACCCUCCCCCUCCACUUCCUCUUCCUGUACGGGAGUGGAUGCCAGGAGGUUACCGUCGUCAUCAUCGCAUCCUCGUCCUUCCCCUUCCUCCUCUUUGUCCACCUGUUCUUCCUCAGGCGCCGCAGCAGCUCCACCCUUGCCCUCCCCGGAGUCACUGUCAUUGUCCACCAUCCUGGCCAUGAGCUCGCAGCGCUUCGAGACCCACUUCCCGGGCUUCAAGGCGUGGUGUGGGGCUGGUGCUGGGAGCAGAACUGCUGUAGCUGGAGAUGGGUGUCGUGUGGUCCGCAGUGGCGACUAGUGAGAGUUUAUGGACUUCAGGGCACUGACACCUUGGGUAUCCUUUGGAGUUCGGAUGCAUGGUAGCAGUGAUAGUGGUAGUAGGGGCGAUGGUGCAUACGGUGUGUGAGGCUUUUAUUGUGAGAGCACCGUGGGGGCGGCAGCUGGCGCUUUUGUUACGUUAGGAACCGUCCUCGUGUGGAAAUGGCGGGCGCAACUGUGUGCUGGGUUGCUAGGGGCACUAUAUGCGCUUUAACUUCACCACGUAAAUCGAAUGCACAGGUUCCUAUUGCUCGGCUCGCUAAAACCAGGACGAAUGCGCGGUGGAUUUGUUAAUCAGAACGUCAAUCGCGCUGCUGAUAUUGCUGGACUUCCGGGUAAUGCUGGCUGAUGCUGGUGCGUUUCUGUCUGCAUUCUCAAUCCAAUAUCUAACCUUUACGCUGAGGCACCUAUGGCAAGUAACGCUAUACUGCAUUUGCAAUUGCCCAACAUUGCUCAGAGUUUUAGGUUUUAUUUACCAGUAUGUCAUAGGAACAAUAAAAGGCAAGCGACCUUUCAAACAUGAAUUCAAUUAAGCCUUGUUGCAAGCGCGGACUAUAUUCGGCGGACUAUAUUCGGACUAUAUCCUAGAAUUAGUUGAGCCAACAGCCGUACAAUUUGCGACUUCUAGCCGUACGCUUGCAACACAAAAUGCACACAGUUUCAUAGCAUUUCUUGAUGUGAGGACGGAAGGGCUCACUUGUUGAGGGCUGUCGACAGCUUGAAGUCGCGUCCGUUCGCUCCGUCGCUGUCAGGGACCUCGAGGCUGUGCGCUGUGUCGAUUUGGAUUAAAAUUAGGGCUCAGAUCGGAAUGUCUCAGCAAGGAACGAGGCUGCAAGCGUUCCUGCCUCUCAUCCUCAUCAUAUCAGCUGCAGAGGCAAGGUUGGCGUUGCUCGCAGCUGGGAACACGGGUGGCGGGGCUGGUGUCGCUGGCUGCCGGCUGGCUGCUGUGGCUCACCAGCAUCCCCGCCAUCCGCCGCUGGCUGUACAGCCUGUUCUACAUAACCCACUUGCUGGCCGGCACCGUGUUCCUGCUGUUCACCCUGAUGCACUACAAGGACAGCGCCGCGUGGAUGAUGGCAGGCAUCUUCCUGUACCUGCUGGACGUGGCCCUGCGCACGGUGCAGCAGGCCCUCAACUGGACGCGCCUCAGCCUGGCAGCGGACACUGCCUCGGGGGCCGCUGCCAGCAUCUCACCCGACGGCAGCCUGCUCACACUCUCGCUCAAGUGCGACGAGUCCUUGGAGUGGCACGGCUCGGACAUCGUGUGCCUCAAUGUCCCUGCCGUAAGCUGGUGGCAGUGGCACCCCUUUACGCUUGCCUCCUCCUCCAAGAUAACCUUUGCCGGCGGCGAGAAGCGGAUGGUGCUGCAUAUUAAGAAAUACAACCGUUGGACCAAGGUACGUUCCGCAUCACGGUAUUGUAACACGUACCUGUGCAUGAAGGUACGGGCGAAAGAACUGUGCAUACCAGUACUCGCGGCACGCUAUAGUAAUCCAACCCCUCGAGAGGCG
This is a messenger RNA of Astrephomene gubernaculifera, 2634 nucleotides long. Lineage: Eukaryota; Viridiplantae; Chlorophyta; Chlorophyceae; Chlamydomonadales; Astrephomenaceae. The record is from the annotation of a GenBank genome assembly.